Molecule: messenger RNA, 723 nt
Organism: Dictyostelium purpureum
Lineage: Eukaryota; Evosea; Eumycetozoa; Dictyosteliales; Dictyosteliaceae
Exons: 3
Coding region: 1-723 (240 amino acids)
Biological process (GO): protein folding
Cellular component (GO): cytoplasm
Source: RefSeq, a predicted model, not a curated record
AUGGGUUUAGGUAAAACAGAAUGGGAGGAUAUCCAAAUUAAAUUGGGUAAUAUGGAGGCUCCUCCAAAACAAUUAACUGAAGAUGAACUUUUCGAUUUAAUUCAAGAAGCUGCUGAAAUGGCCGCCGACGCUGAAAAAAAUGAAAAGUUAGAAAAUGCCUCAUUGGAACAACUUAAAGAAAUGGAAGAUGACGAAGAUGAAGAAACUUUAGAACAAUUAAGAAAAAAGAGAAUCGCCCAAAUGAAAGCCGAUGCAGAAAAAAACAAAUUUGGUGAAUUAUAUCAUAUUUCAGAACCAGCAUACAAAUCAGAAGUUACAGACCAAAGAGGUAUUAUGGUAGUUGUUCAUCUUUUUAAACAAGGUAUUCCACAAUGUCAAUUAAUUAAUCAACAUUUAGAUAUUUUAUCAAAGAAAUUUAAAGCAACUAAAUUUGUAAAAAUUAGAUCAGAAGAAGCAAUUCAUAAUUAUCCAGAUAAAAAUUUACCAACUAUUCUUGUAUAUUUCAACGGUGAUAUUGUUGGUCAAAUUAUUACCUUAAAAGCAACUGGUGGUGAUUCAACUACAGUUGAUGAUAUCGAAUGGCAACUCAAAAAGGCACAUGCCAUUAAAAGUGAUCUUAAUGAAGAUCCAAGAAUCUCUGCAGCUAAAAAGAAAUCUCAAAAAUCACGUUAUUCUUCAAAUGCCAGAGUUGAUACCGAUUCUGAAGAAGAAUCAGACGAUUAA